AUGGUUGUCGUAUCGACCAUUCCCAUCACCCUGGAAGCAUUUUGGGUACCCACAGCUUCUACGGGAGAUACUACAAAGUCAAACCCACGCUUUCGUGCACUCUCUACAUCUGCCAGCCGUGUGAACACCCCUAAUGCCAUGAACCAAAAAUCAUUUUUCAGUUUAAGGUGGUUUAUGAUUGCACCGGUGCACCCGUCAAGGCAGCGGCAGAUUCGGCGCUCAUCGCAGACGACUUUACACACGCGAGUACGUGUAGCUAUUGCCCCACAAUUACCAUUUUUUGACGUUACCAUGAGCAAACCCAGAUACCUCACAGACAGUGAACGAGCCAAAAUACUCGAGUUCCAGGAUAUGAUACAUUAUAGUCCUCGUUACAGCGACGAUAUCAACGAAUAUCGACACGUAAUGUUACCCAAAAAUAUGCUCAAGGCGAUUCCUCAGGACUACUUCAACCCGGAAACAGGCACCCUUCGUAUAUUGCACGAGGACGAAUGGCGAGGCUUGGGAAUUACUCAAUCGUUGGGAUGGGCUCACUACGAGACCCAUGCUCCCGAGCCUCAUAUUUUACUAUUCAAGCGGCCGAUCAACUAUAGUUGA
Messenger RNA from Meyerozyma guilliermondii ATCC 6260, 597 nucleotides. RefSeq names its product cyclin-dependent protein kinase regulatory subunit (gene CKS1). Bases 1 to 597 code for a protein of 198 amino acids. The transcript has a single exon. Gene Ontology annotation, molecular function: protein kinase binding; ubiquitin binding; histone binding. Gene Ontology annotation, biological process: regulation of mitotic cell cycle. The record is from RefSeq and is a predicted model, not a curated record. Lineage: Eukaryota; Fungi; Ascomycota; Pichiomycetes; Serinales; Debaryomycetaceae. Gene Ontology annotation, cellular component: SCF ubiquitin ligase complex; cyclin-dependent protein kinase holoenzyme complex.